Molecule: messenger RNA, 4668 nt
Organism: Leptopilina heterotoma
Lineage: Eukaryota; Metazoa; Arthropoda; Insecta; Hymenoptera; Figitidae
Exons: 6
Coding region: 1655-2746 (363 amino acids)
Source: RefSeq, a predicted model, not a curated record
AACAUUGAACGGAGUGCACAUACAUUUUGUCUCGAGCUUUGCUUUCAUUUUUAUUUUGUAAAAAAAAAUGGAUUUUCAACUCAUAAAAAAAGUCAAUAUUCAAAUCCGAUCCCGGACCGUUUUGUCAAUAUUAAUAAAAAAUAAAUAAAAAAAGAAACAUUAAAAAUCCCUUGGAAAUAAAAUUUCUAUUUUUCUAAAAAGCACGUGUUGUCACAUAUAUAUUUAAAUUGUUGAAUUUAUCAUUGAAAAAAGAAUAUUUUGGAAUUAUUUUCUAUUUGUGUGAAAAUUAUACAGUGAGUUGUCACUCAUGUGUUUUUGAAAAUAAUGAAAAAAUAGAAGAGGGGGGGGGGAUAAAUAUGUAAAUAGAAAGAAAAUUAGAUUUUUUUGGAAUGGAAAAUAAUUUUUUUUUUUUUAAAUUGAAAAUAUUGUUGAUUGAAAGUGUAUGGGGGAUUCGUUGGACCAAUUUGCGUUUCCGCUACCGGGACCAGUUGCCCGUGAAGCCAGGUUCGAGGGAAACAGAGUGGAUGAUUUUCGCUAGCUAUAUAUGCAACUCCAUUCUCUAAGGUCUGUCUGCAUCCACAAGUCGGUGGGCCCCCGAAGGCUUCGUCAAGUAACAGUACAUUGCGUUUGCUAGUGUAUAAUCCCGUCUCUACUCUCUUUUUCUCUCUCUCUCUUUCUCAUUUUCUCUCUUUCUCUCUCACUUCCUCCCACCUUCGUCUGUCCGUCCGACUGUCCGAAGAACGGGACCAAUACUCCACGAGUCUAUAUAUUUCUUCCAUCUCUGUCUUUCUCACACCAACAUUUUAAAGUCUUCUUCGAAACCAGUUCAAUUCCCUGGACCUCAAACACUUUACAUCCUGUCUCUAAUGCCGGCAGGAUUCAGGACUACCAAUUUGUUUUUUUUUACUUGAAAAAAGCAAAAAUAUUUCAUCAGUUGAAUUCUGUUCAUUUUUCCUCAUUUCAAUAAUAAUUCUAUUUUGGACCAUUUUUCUUUUUGGUGCAAACAAUUGUCCUGGAACCGGAAUGAAAAGCACGUGUUGAGCGAGAACCGCGGGAAGAAUGAUGAUGCGCGCAUGUGUAUUAUAUGAGAUAAAAUCUCAUAAUUUGAUUUUCUAUUUCAAAAUAUUCCUAAUAUAUAUAUGAAAUCUAAAUUUCAAGAAAUUAAGCUUGAUUCAAUCUUGAUAAAGAUUUUAUUCCUAAUAGAAAAAAAUCCUAUGCGGAAAGUGUGAAUAAUUUUUGAAUAUAUUUUUUCUUGCUAAUACUGAACAUUAUAGUGAGAAAUAUUCUAAACAAGAAAACAGCAUGUCGAUGCUAUAUUUUUCGAUAUAUUGUCAAAUGAGACAAUUCCUUUGCUACUGAUGUCUAUAUCUUGUUAUAACUGAAAGUAUUGUAUAUUGUAAUAAAUAUCAAGAUAAUGAAAAGUGAUGACUAAUCAAGUGUUUAUCGGCUGGCAAAAGAUUUUGUGAGCAAGGAGAGCGAUUUCAGUUUCUGUUGUACAGUUGAAUAGGGACGAGUUCUCUAUUUAAUUUUUGACUUUAUAUUAUUAAAAUUAUUUGCAAAAUUGUGUUUUUGUGUUUAGUGAAGAGUGCUUUUACUUUUUUUUAAAUAUCAAAUGGAUAAAUUAUAGCGGAAAAUUUCUUUCAAGAUCGACGAAAUGAAGACCACACUACGAGCUUUAAGUUUUGAUGAUUCGUCAGUGGAAAGCUGUUCUCCCGUCACGACUGAUGUUGAAAUCACAUCCCUUGAAGAGGCAAGAACGGUUAUAGCUGCUCUUAAGGCAAGGCAGAAGGAGCAAGCAUCAGCGCAAGCAUACCAGACAUUUCAUUGGCGAAAGUCUUUAAAAUUGCAAGAGGAGAAGGUGGCCCGAUUAAGGAGAGAAAAAGGGGACUUAUUGCGAUAUAUUUCCUCUCAACUUCUUCUGUUCGAGUCACGUCUUUGUCGAAAGCAGAAAGAAAUUGAAGCAAAUUUGGCGCAAAGGGAAGCGAUUAUUUUGAAGCAGCAAAGAGUCAUUCGGCAAUUGCAGAGUAGAUUAUCUGAAAGAACUACUGACAUCAGAGAUUCUCCACCAUGUGAUGCUCUAGACCGUUUAGACAGUUUAGGAGACAGCGAUAGUGCUGUUGUUUUAGAAGAAACGACUGAUGACUUUUCAACACCUAGAUUUCGAUCGAAUAUAACUGACGUGACAGUUAUUCGAUCAGUAUCCGAUGCAGUUGAACCAUCCAGUAAGUACUUGUCAAUGAGACGAGUCAAUGGUUACCUUAGAAGGCCAGAAAUUUUAGAGACGGUUUAUUCUGUGGAAGAAGAUGGGGAUCAGGAUCCAGGGGAAACCUCUGAAAACACGGAGUGCGUUGAAAGAAGGACAAAAGGCCUUGGAUCUGUGAAAGGUCGUCUUCAAGACUUAUAUGGUAGUUUUGAGCGUCUUGCUCAAGAAACAGAAUCCCCACCACGUGAAAAACCAAGGGAUGAAAUUCAACAAGCUCAGAUUUAUAUGCAUUCUAGUCUCGAUGGCUUAAAGAAAAAUCUACUCUUAAAGAAUGAAGAUACUAAGUCGGCAUUAAAUUGGGCGGAGGUAACGUACAAUAGAGUGAUGAGUAACCACAGGUCGGUUACAAAACCUAAGGACGUUAAAUACAAAAGAAUUAAUAAAGCAAAAUCCAAAAGUUUAGAAGAACUUCGAGGAAGAUUAAGAAAUUGGGUAGAAAAAGGAAAUAAAAUUGCGAUAUCAUUGGAUCAGUCUUAUGCUUAAAUUGAAUUGAAUUUAUAUUCAAUUUAAUGUACGUACAAGAUUGAUAUCAAUUAUUUUUCUAAGCAAUUGUGAUAUAUAGGUACCUUGUUUAGUGCAUCAAAAAAAAAAAUUGUAAAUACACUUUUUAAAGUUUAAUGUCAGCGACUUUGUCAUCUUUUGAUAUUCUAAUUAAAAAAGAAAACAAUUUCAAGAUGUGAUUUCAUCACAUCUUCAGCUCAUUUCUAAUUAAGCAGACGUAACUCGUGCUGCCAUUUGUAAAAUUAGUCUCUAAUCUUCAACAUUCUCGAUUUUCCAAAAAAAAAAACGAAAAUUAUCUUGAUAAUGUCGAAAUUGGGAUUAAUUGUAAACCAUUGACGAGGAUUUUCGUCGAUUUUCCGACGAACAAAGUAAUUUUCAAUGAAAACCGAUUUGUUAAUUAUAAAUUUCAUCGUGACGAUAUAAUUUCACCAAAAACUAUUAUCGUCCCUCUCGCAGAAUAGUUCGAGAAAUUUUGUCAUUACAAAAUUUUAAAAAGAUAUAAACUAUAUAUUUUUCUAAAAACUAUAUUGUUAAACAGUAAAGAUUAAAUCUUCUAAAAUCAUUAAAAUAUUCAAACAUUUGUUUAUUUGUUUAAUUUAGUAUAAAAUUAUUUGUUUCUAUAAUAUUUAUUUAAUUUUGCAAUAUAAAGGAAUUAGAAAAUCUUCCGUUUAUGGCUGUCAAACAGUAUGAUUAGAGAUUUCUUCCUUUCUACACUUCUAGACGCGGUGAUUUUCGAAGAAAUGGAUCAAAAUUUGUCCUCCAAUUUUUUAUAGAGAAAAUUAUAAAUAUAAAAUAUUUAAUAUAUUUGAUUCAAAUAAUUUAUGCGAUCAAAUGUUGAGUUGAUUUUUUUGGUUUCAAUACCUGAUUUUAUUUUACUUAAACAUUUCUGAUAUUUUAAACUGUCUUCGACUUUGGAAUGUAUAAUUGCAAAUUGGAUAAAAUUGUAAGCAGAAUUUUAUUCUCCUCGUUGGAAGUGCCUUGUUUUCUUAUGAUUUUGCAUUUAAGCGCACGACUGUAUCGAAAAUAUUUUUUUUCUCGCCUUUAAAAGGUGUAAAUUUGUAAACAAUUAAUAUGUUUGUUUUCAACAAGAAAAAAUGUACUCAGUGUACCUUUCAAAGAGAGUCCAUUUUUUCUCUAUGUAAAUGUAUACUAAGUAUAUUUUUACAAUGCUGUGAAAAAAAAGUUAAAUAAUUCGACAAAUUUUUGUUUUAAAAAAACAAAUUAAUUCUUAUCACAUCAUGUCAUGAGUCUACCUCAACAUUUUCAUUAAAUAUCGAAGACCAUGAUUUUAAGCUUUCUUGUCAAAUCUACGCUUAUUGUUAAAAAAAAGUAUAUUCAAGCUUGUCAAACUAGAAUCAUAUUAAGAGUAAGUAGUUCAAAACUACCGACAAUCCGUAGUAAAAUUGUUAUUUACGUUUUAUUUUCCUCUAUUUAUUUAAUGACAUGAAAUUGAUUUUGAAAUGUGUUUUUAAAAAUGCAGAGGUGUUAUUAUCAAAAUUCACAAUCGAAAUCAAAUUUUAUGUUUCUAUUGUCUAGUUGAAGCCAUCGAUCUCUUGCAUAAUAAUCGCGUCCUCCGGCGUCACUGAUAAAUAAUAUAUAUAAAAAAAAUUAGAGAUAAAAUAAAAAAAAGUAUAGAUUUAUAAAAAAAACACUCAGAUUUCGAUCGCAGGAAGAGAAUAAAGACAUUGUUUGAGUGAAGAAAAAAGAUGAUAGAACAUUUACGAUACUUGUAAACUUGUUAAAAAACAACUGAAAUGAAUUUCUUUCUUAUUUAUGUGAAACUCUGAAUCGCGCAUGGUGUUGCUUUAAUAGCAGAUUUAUAAACUGCUAUGGAUAUUUAUUAAGAUUAUAAGAUUACAUUAAUUACAUCUAAGUCUUAAAUAAAGUAUUACAUUAGAAUAAAA